UAUCAGUCCUCCUGCAGAUUUGCAGACAGCAUGUCGUGGCCCGGCUACAUCAAGUACCACGGCCUAGCCCUGCCACCUGGAGCACACUCAGAAGAGAGCUUGGAAUAUGCCCAAAGUUUCUCUGUGGAAGACACCGAUGUGUUUGCUGUAACAUAUCCUAAAUCAGGUACAAUCUGGAUGCAAGAGAUCCUCCCGCUGGUGCUGAGUGAGGGGGACUUGACGCCUAUCCAAACAAUCCCCAACUGGGAUAGAGUUCCCUGGCUCGAGGAGAAAAGACUAAAAGAAGUUGUGGAUCAGUUGUCUUCUCCACGAGCACUGGUCACACAUUUUCCUUUCCAACUCAUGCCGCAAUCGUUCUUCUCCUCAAAAGCCAAGGUGAUCUAUGUAAUGAGGAACCCCAAGGAUGUCAUUGUGUCUUCUUAUUAUUUCCACCAGAUGGCUGCUUUCCUUGAAGACCCUGGAACCUGGGAUGAGUUUAUUGACAAAUUCCUGGAAGGCAAAGUGAUGUUUGGCAAAUGGACAGACCAUGUUAAGAGCUGGAAGCACGCAGAUCUGGGAGACAGAAUCAUGUAUAUAACAUACGAGCAAAUGAUUCAGGACCUUCCUUCAGCUGUACGUCGUAUUGCUGAUUUCCUGGGAAAGAACCUGAGUGAUGAAGUCAUUGAGAAAAUAGCCAACCAUUGUUCUUUCAAGUCCAUGCAAGCCAACAAGAUGUCUAACUUCAGUUUGGUCCCCAAGAUGUAUAUGGACGCUGACAAGUCUCAAUUCCUUAGGAAAGGUAUUGUUGGAGACUGGAAAAAACAUUUCAGUUCAGCGCAACUGGCCCACUUCUCCUCGACCAUUUACAAGGAGCUGGAAGGGGAGACUUUUACUCUGCCAUGGAACCUGAGUGAUGCAGCAGAGGUCACAAAUGUGUAUGCUUAA
Nerophis lumbriciformis (worm pipefish) is the source of this 924-nucleotide messenger RNA. The record is from RefSeq and is a predicted model, not a curated record. NCBI's taxonomy places the organism in Eukaryota, Metazoa, Chordata, Actinopteri, Syngnathiformes, Syngnathidae.